Messenger RNA from Cyphellophora attinorum, 846 nucleotides. RefSeq lists its product as uncharacterized. The coding region runs from base 1 to 846 and encodes 281 amino acids. The record is from RefSeq and is a predicted model, not a curated record. The transcript has a single exon. NCBI's taxonomy places the organism in Eukaryota, Fungi, Ascomycota, Eurotiomycetes, Chaetothyriales, Cyphellophoraceae.
AUGGGCAGAGUGGCAAAGCAAUUACCCGAACAAGGCGUAAUCGAGGCAGCACGCGAUCAUCUCAAACAGGAAGGCUGGGCGAUCGUCCCCAAUGUCUUGUCCGAGUCUGAAGCCAGCCACGUCUUGAAACGCCUCUGGGCUGCCAAAGAGGCUUCCGCUGCUCGGGGAGAAUCUACCCACCUUCCUCACCUCGAUCCCAAUGAUUCAAAUGUCCGUGUCUUUUAUCUACUGGAACUCGAUGAAAUCUUUCAGGAACUGAUUGUUCAUCCGUCCGCGAUCUCACUUGUCCAAGAUGUCCUAGGACCCCAAUUCUUGAUCUCGAAUUUCACUGCCAACAUCGCUAGACCUGGAUCAAAAUCAAUGGCCCUGCACUCGGAUCAGUCCAUCGUCGUACCACCUCCCUGGCAUGAAAGCUGGGCGCUGAACGUAAUAUGGUGCCUGUCCGACGUCCACAAAGACAAUGGCGCAACUCUGUUUAUUCCCGGGUCGAAUCAGUACAAAACACAAGCCGACGUACCCAGCAAUGCUCCAGAUCUGCUUGUGCCGUUCGAGGCCAAGGCAGGUAGCAUCAUCCUCAUGGACGGACGGGUCUGGCAUACCAGUGGGUCAAAUAUCACAGAUUCUGAGGAGAGAGCCUUGUUGUUCGGUUACUAUACCAAGGGUUUCCUGAGACAGCAAAUCAAUUGGACAGCGCGAUUGAGUGAAGAGAUCAAGGAGGGACUCUCGGAAGAGCUGAAGGAAUGGCUCGGUCUCGGUGUGGCUGCCAAUACAGGCCGAGCUGGCGACAUUGUGUACAACUACCUGGAGAAGCAGUAUCCCAAGAAGGAGCUAGUCGCCGCUUUGUGA